Messenger RNA from Erigeron canadensis, 1518 nucleotides. Its product is annotated as (S)-8-oxocitronellyl enol synthase ISY1-like. The transcript is spliced from 2 exons. Lineage: Eukaryota; Viridiplantae; Streptophyta; Magnoliopsida; Asterales; Asteraceae. The record is from RefSeq and is a predicted model, not a curated record. The coding region runs from base 163 to 1335 and encodes 390 amino acids.
CAAACAUGCUAUAGUAGCAGGUUUUGAAUUGUAUGCCAAGUUUCGAGUAAUCAAACAUGUUAGCUAGUAACAGGUUUAAAUACAUAUAGACAUAAGAAUCAAAGAACUACUCUUUCACUGAUACAUUUGCCAGAUCCAGUAUCCAUUUCCCAAAUUUACACAAUGAGCUUGUGGUGGGCCGGAGCAAUCGGAGCGGCGAAGAAAAAACUAGAUGAUCAGGAUGAAGCGCCACCAAAGUCCCAAAACGUUGCAUUAGUUAUCGGAGUUACUGGAAUUGUCGGCAACAGUCUCGCCGAAAUCCUCCCACUCUCUGACACCCCUGGCGGUCCAUGGAAGGUUUACGGUGUCGCCCGCCGUCCUCGCCCACAAUGGAACGCUGACCAUCCUGUCGAAUAUAUCCAGUGUGACAUCUCCGAUGCAAACGUAACCAAAGUAAAACUUGGCAAUCUUGAAGAUGUAACUCAUCUGUUCUAUGUCACUUGGGCCAGCGGGUCAACUGAGUCCGAAAACUGCGAAAUAAAUGGAACCAUGUUUAAGAAUGUUGUUGAUGUAGUUGUUCCUAAUUGUCCCAACUUAAAACAUGUUUCGUUGCAAACGGGCCGAAAACAUUAUUUAGGCUCGUUUGGAUCUGGCUUCAAAGAAGCUCAUGAUCCCCCUUUUCAUGAAGAUUUACCUAGGCUUAAAGCGCCUAACUUUUAUCAUGUACUAGAAGACAUAUUAUUUGAAUCUGUUAAACAAAAAGAGGGAUUAACUUGGUCUAUUCAUAGGCCCGGGAUAAUAUUUGGGUUUUCGCCCCAUAGCUUGGCCAACGUAGUUGGCGCCAUAUGUGUUUACGCGACUAUUUGUAAACAUGAAGGGGUGCCUUUUAAGUUUCCCGGGACUAAAGAAGCUUGGGAUCAUUACUUUGAUGUUUCUGAUGCGGAUUUGAUAGCUGAACAACAUAUAUGGGCUGCAGUCGAGCCUUCUGCGAAGAAUGAAGCGUUUAAUAUAAGUAAUGGUGAUGUGUUUAAGUGGAAGCAUUUUUGGAAAGUGUUGGCCGAGCAGUUUGAAGUCGAGAAUGGCGGGUUCGAUGAAAGUUUGGGACGAAUGAGUUUGGAAGAGAUGAUGAAGGAUAAAGGGGAUGUUUGGGAUAAGAUUGUGAGAGAAAAGGGAUUGUUGGCUACUAGAUUGGAAGAGGUUGCACAAUGGUGGUUUGCUGAUCUAGUUUUAGGAUGGGAGUGUAUGCUGGAUACUAUGAAUAAGAGCAAAGAACAUGGUUUUUUAGGGUUUAGGAAUUCCAAGAAGUCUUUGAUUUCUUGGAUUGAUAAGAUGAAAGCUUAUAAGAUUGUUCCCUAAACUUCAAGGUUCGAUCUUAAUCCCUAUCUCAUGUUGUGUGGUUAUAUUUCGAUGUUUUCGUUAUAAAGAAUAUAUGGAAUUGAUGUCCAUAUCAUUGUAUCUUGAAUGAUACUACAAUUUGUAACCUUAUAUACUUCUGUAUUACAUAAAUAAAAUACAAUUUAUUGUUUCCAUCUUUUUUUU